CGAGCGGCCCCGCUCACAACGACUAAGUGGUGGACACGCAGCACAGCGGAGCACCGUCCAGCAAGCAGGCAGCGAGCCAGCAGUUGUCGCAGCGAAGCGCGCAGCCCCAGCGUUCCACCACGGUAGCCGCAGGAAGCCCCGUGAUGGCGAGCGACGAGAACAAGGCCCCCGCGGACACCACGGGCGAAAAGGAGCAGCAAGACAAACCGGAGAAGCAGGAGACGGGGGCGGCCGACUCGAACAAGCAGGCCGAGCAGCAGCAAGAAUCUGCUGGCCAACAGACGGCGCCGGCGCCAGCCAAGCCCGCGCCCGCGGUGCACAAGGCCAACUUCGAGAAGGACGUCGUCUACCUGUACCAGUUCUCCCGCACGCCGCUCAUCCCCUCGCUGUCGCCCUACUGCCUCAAAGUGGAGACGUGGCUGCGGCUCGCCGGGAUCAAAUACGAGAAUGUUGAUCACAAAAUGAAGUUCCGGUCGAAAAAGGGACAGCUGCCAUUUGUAGAGCUGAAUGGUGAAGAAAUUGCUGACAGUACCAUCAUCCUAAAAGAGCUGGGACAAAGAUUUGGGAAAGACUUGGAUGCAGGUCUGACAAAUGAUCAGAAGAAUGUCUCUCAUGCAAUGAUCUCAAUGAUUGAGAAUCAUUUAGUUUGGGUGGUUGCGUGGUGGAGGACAAAAUACCCAGAUAAUGUUAUCAAGGGAUAUAAAGUAAACCUGCAGCAUGCCCUUGGCUCAAAAAUCCCUAAUGGAAUAUUAAACUUCUUCUUCAAGUUCACAUUUGCCCGCAAGGGAGCCAAGAAAGUGAAAGCUCAGGGAAUUGGUGUACACAAGCCUGAGGAAAUAAUUGAAUUUGGUCAAAAUGAUCUCAAAGUACUGUCAGAUAUGUUGGCAGACAAACCUUUCUUCUUCGGAGAUGAGCCGACGACGUUGGAUGUUGUAGCAUUUUCAAGCUUGGCUCAGAUAUAUUUCAUUGAAAAGGAGGUUCAGUAUUCGCUAAGAGACUACAUGCAAGAGAACUGUGCAAACCUUGUAGGCCAUGUGAACAGAAUGAAAGAAAGGUGCUUCCCUGACUGGGAAGAGAUCUGCAAAACUCUAGAUCUGAACUCUCACCUGCCUAAACCUCCACCAGAAGAGAAAGAGAGCAAAGGAAAGGAAGAGGAAAAGAAAAAGGAGAAAGAUGAGAAGGAAGGUGACAAGGAGGGUGAUAAAGAGAUUGAAAAAGAGAUUGAGAAAGAAAAGUCUGAAAAAGAAGAGAAAGAAGUUGAAAAAGAUGUAGAGGAGAACAAGCAGAAAGAAGAAAAAGAAUCAAAGUGAAGAGUGUGAUAAGAAAACCUUCCCUGUCCCUCCCAAGUCCUUUAUUUGGUGUCUAAGUGUGUUGUGUGACCCAGCUUAGCUCACUGCAUCAAAACUCUCCUCGGCCGCCGGCCAACCAGCUUGCAGUCGAUGAGACAAGAGCUUUUUAUGUUCAUGUGCAACACAAAUUAAAGAAUUGUAAAACCAUUUUAUAAGAAUUUUUAAAAAAUUCGAGAGUUAUUUGUGUAGCUUUUUAUGGAAGUUUUUCUAUACAGUUGUGUGUAUUAAGAGAAAUACUAAUGACAGUUAUUGUUUAAAGUUAUGAAAUAUGGAUUUGUUUUCCUCUUCAACUUUUUGAGAUGUGUUUACUACGAUACAAAGUAUUCCAAUAUUCAUUCCACUAUACCAUCUGGAUAUUUUGAAGACUUUUCAACAUAAUUGUGUUUGUAGAAUCAUAGAUUUUAGUCAAGGAGAGGGUUCUGGUGAAAAGAAGCCUUUUCUGUUGGCUCAAGAUUUUACAAUUACAUUUAAUGGAAAAGGUGAGAUUCUAGACUGAGCUGGCCAGCACAAGAUUUAAGGCAUUAAAUUUUGAGUAGAGAAGAAUGAUGUGAAAGACAGAGAUGCCCAGAAUAAAGUGAAAAUACUGUAAGUAGAUAGAGAAUCAUUUUCCCCUUAAUUUCCUUUCAUUGUAACUAUUAUAUCAAGCUGUAGUGGUAUGUCUUUUAUGUACACUACAGCAUUUGAAGGUCCUUGACUGCUGCUAUUGACAUCACACACCUGAAUAAAUUUGUGAGUGAUUGUUAUGUGGUCAAGUGAUCCCAGAUUCUGAAACAAAAUUGCAUAUAUAAAUGUAUGUUAGCUGUAAGAACCAUUUUAUUUUGAGAAUGAAGUGAGCUACUAUUCCUCCUCGUUAAAUGUUCGCAUGAAGACACUUAAUGUGCAGGUUUCACAAAGUCUGCAAACAAGUGGGGAGGGGCAAUGCUCUUUGUGGUGAAACAACCAAAUAUGGCAUCCCUGGAAGUGCAACUGUGAAGGAUGGUUUUAGAUUCUUGGGACCAGACAAGCAGUGGACACUUUUAUACACACAUACAGUACAAGAGCACAUAAGAUUAAAAAAUGAUAAAUGACUGAGCAACGAGAUGGUAAGAGCUUGUUUUUCUCUGUACAGUGUGUAACCAAAUAGUACUGUUUGUUUCACUUUUUGGUACCUUAGGAAUGACUGAUAAACUGUACAGGGUAAUACAUGCUUAUAAACCUCAGUGUCACUAAAGAGUGAAUCAUGACAUUUUUGGUUCAGUGAGUUUUGAGGCAGCUUGGUACAGCAUGAAAGCUGCAUAUAGAAUGUUUAUACUUUAAAUAAAUGUGAAUUGUCCUUAUUUCUUCCCUACCACAUCAGCUUGUUAGUGUAGCCAUAGCUGUAUAUUAAGAUUUUAUUAAAAUAUAAUUUAAAGUGUCACAGCAUGUGAAUAAAGAUUGAAUGUGUGGUGCAGCAUGAAAAUGUGUAUUAUAUGGAGAUGUGUGUUUUUCAUUCUGCAACUGGAAGAGGUGCUUGCCCUUUCUGCAGAUGGCAUUUUGGACUCCAUGAAGCAUAUCAGGGGAUGAUUUGGCAGUUAAUGUUGCCUCAACCAACCUGCCAACAAUUCUUGGGGUAGAAUAUACAUCUUACAUCUCUCUCCCCCCAUUCCUUUACCAAAUCCCUGUUAACAGUUGACUGUGUUUUAGAAUUGCAAAUACUCAUAGAAUUAUAUUACUAUAUGGCAUACCCUCCCUCUUUCACUCCACAUACUCUUUAAUUCAUAGAAAAAAAUAUAUUAUAUAUAUUAUAUAUAAAUAUAUCAGCUUUUUUGCUUUAUGGACUGUAAUUAAAAUUUGGCCAAUAAAGGUAAAAUUCUUGAUUUUC
Molecule: messenger RNA, 3189 nt
Organism: Schistocerca piceifrons (Central American locust)
Lineage: Eukaryota; Metazoa; Arthropoda; Insecta; Orthoptera; Acrididae
Gene: fax
Product: failed axon connections
Exons: 7
Coding region: 144-1310 (388 amino acids)
Cellular component (GO): cytoplasm
Source: RefSeq, a predicted model, not a curated record